AUGCAAAUCCAGUUACUUGGAAACGACGCAGACAACGAAGAAGCUAGCGCGCCGAGACAGUCUGUGAAUAAAUCCGAGAACCCAGUACUGAAACACAAGACGACAUUGAUCACAACGAAAACUUGCUCGCAACACUACUUUCUUCUUAUCUUGGUUUCUUCAGCGCCUUGUAAUUUACAGCGAAGAAAAGACAUCCGCCAAACAUGGGGUGUAGACUUUGCUUUGAAUCCUCGCUGGAAGACUGUCUUCCUUGUGGCCCAGACGCGGAACAAAAGCGUUUCAGACUUAUUACUGAAAGAGGAAAACGUUUUCGGGGACCUUGUACGAGCGCAAUACUACGAUCAUUACUGGAAUCAGACCCUUAAGAUACAAAUGGCAUUUGAGUGGGCUUUCAUGUAUUGUAAUUUUUCCUUUCUUUUAAAAUUGGACGAUGACACAUUUGUUGAUAUUAAAGGUUUAAUCUCACUACUUGCCAAGCCUGCAACUCCUCAAGGAAAGCUUUAUAUUGGAAAGUGUUUUAAGAAAGCCAAAGUGAAGAGGAAGGGAAAAUGGAACAUUUCGUUUGAAGAUUAUAAUGCAACAUUCUAUCCAGAUUACUGUUCUGGGUUUGGAAUUGUCUUAUCUUCUGAUGUUAUUAAUAAGUUUGUUGAUUUGUUUGACGUUGUCCCAAAGUUCAAAGUCGACGAUGUUUACAUCGGUAUGCUGGCCGAAAAAGCUGGUGUGAAACCUGUUUUUAAGGGUGACUUUCUAAGCAGAUUUUCUAUGCAACCACCGAGAAGUAAAAGCUGCGUCGAUCUGAAGAAGCAUAUUUUAGUAAGGCAUGGAAUUAUAGGAAAAUGUUUAUUUGAGUUGUUUCAAGCCACAUUAGGUAUUUAG
Messenger RNA from Porites evermanni, 876 nucleotides. Lineage: Eukaryota; Metazoa; Cnidaria; Anthozoa; Scleractinia; Poritidae. The record is from the annotation of a GenBank genome assembly.